AUGAAUAGAUAGAAUGUGAGACAAUUGAUAUCUGUAUCUCCUUAAAAGCUCACUAUCCUUAGAUAGAAACCUAGUUUACAGAGUUGUGAAAAAACAAAUUAAUCAAAAAUGCAUCACGGAUAAACAUUUUAAGUACUUUAGUUCAAAGCAAAUUAAUAGUAACAUUGUAAUAACACAUUUAAUUACAUAAAUCUUUAGACGAGUCUACCAAAAUAUCAAGUACUUAUUAAUGAUAUUGAUAGAUCAAAACAAAUAUAAUAAAUUAAUAUAUAGCUUUAUAACUGGUUCAAGAUAUAUCUUGUAAAAAGUAACCGUUUAAAUCAAAACAAGAACAAAAUUUUGUUUUACAAAACAAACAAGUUUAAAAUGGUUAGAAUUUGUAAUAUGGGCUUAGUUACAUAUAGAGAAACCAUAAUGAUUUAUAAAUGCAAAACCACUAAUUAAAUAAAGACAAAGCUUUUUUAAAACAAGAUAAUUUGUCUUAUGUAGAUAUAAAUUAAUAAAAGAAACUUGAAACAAAUAAGAUCUUAGAAAAACAGAUAAAAAAUGAAGAAAUAAAAAACGAGAAAAAUAAAUAACAAGAUGUUAGAGCAAAUACAAUAAGACUUUAAAGUUAAUAGAAGAAAAAUAAAGACACAAAUAAACAUGAGCUAAAAGAAUAGGAAUGUAUAAAAAAUGAUUAGUAAAAUAUAAGUAUAAAAAAUAAAUCAUAAAAUCGAUAGUAAAUAGCUAUUAUAAAACAAAAAUAAAAUGAAAAUUAAGAAAUAAAGAAAAAAAUGAAAAAUUAAUUUGAAUAUAUAUAAUUGGCUAAUAAGGAACUAUAAAAAGUAGAAGAUAAGAUUGCAAUAAAUAAAUCAUAAGUUGAAUAAUAAAAACCUAAUAUAGAACUAGAAGAUAAGAUUGCAAUAAAUAAAUCAUAAGUUGAAUAAUAAAAACCUAAUAUAGAACUAGAAGAUAAGAUUGCAAUAAAUAAAUCAUAAGUUGAAUAAUAAAAACCUAAUAUAGAACUAGAAGAUAAGAUUGCAAUAAAUAAAUCAUAAGUUGAAUAAUAAAAACCUAAUAUAGAACUAGAAGAUAAGAUUGCAAUAAAUAAAUCAUAAGUUGAAUAAUAAAAACCUAAUAUAGAACUAGAAGAUAAGAUUGCAAUAAAUAAAUCAUAAGUUGAAUAAUAAAAACCUAAUAUAGAACUAGAAGAUAAGAUUGCAAUAAAUAAAUCAUAAGUUGAAUAAUAAAAACCUAAUAUAGAACUAGAAGAUAAGAUUGCAAUAAAUAAAUCAUAAGUUGAAUAAUAAAAACCUAAUAUAGAACUAGAAGAUAAGAUUGCAAUAAAUAAAUCAUAAGUUGAAUAAUAAAAACCUAAUAUAGAACUAGAAGAUAAGAUUGCAAUAAAUAAAUCAUAAGUUGAAUAAUAAAAACCUAAUAUAGAACUAGAAGAUAAGAUUGCAAUAAAUAAAUCAUAAGUUGAAUAAUAAAAACCUAAUAUAGAACUAGAAGAUAAGAUUGCAAUAAAUAAAUCAUAAGUUGAAUAAUAAAAACCUAAUAUAGAACUAGAAGAUAAGAUUGCAAUAAAUAAAUCAUAAGUUGAAUAAUAAAAACCUAAUAUAGAACUAGAAGAUAAGAUUGCAAUAAAUAAAUCAUAAGUUGAAUAAUAAAAACCUAAUAUAGAACUAGAAGAUAAGAUUGCAAUAAAUAAAUCAUAAGUUGAAUAAUAAAAACCUAAUAUAGAACUAGAAGAUAAGAUUGCAAUAAAUAAAUCAUAAGUUGAAUAAUAAAAACCUAAUAUAGAACUAGAAGAUAAGAUUGCAAUAAAUAAAUCAUAAGUUGAAUAAUAAAAACCUAAUAUAGAACUAGAAGAUAAGAUUGCAAUAAAUAAAUCAUAAGUUGAAUAAUAAAAACCUAAUAUAGAACUAGAAGAUAAGAUUGCAAUAAAUAAAUCAUAAGUUGAAUAAUAAAAACCUAAUAUAGAACUAGAAGAUAAGAUUGCAAUAAAUAAAUCAUAAGUUGAAUAAUAAAAACCUAAUAUAGAACUAGAAGAUAAGAUUGCAAUAAAUAAAUCAUAAGUUGAAUAAUAAAAACCUAAUAUAGAACUAGAAGAUAAGAUUGCAAUAAAUAAAUCAUAAGUUGAAUAAUAAAAACCUAAUAUAGAACUAGAAGAUAAGAUUGCAAUAAAUAAAUCAUAAGUUGAAUAAUAAAAACCUAAUAUAGAACUAGAAGAUAAGAUUGCAAUAAAUAAAUCAUAAGUUGAAUAAUAAAAACCUAAUAUAGAACUAGAAGAUAAGAUUGCAAUAAAUAAAUCAUAAGUUGAAUAAUAAAAACCUAAUAUAGAACUAGAAGAUAAGAUUGCAAUAAAUAAAUCAUAAGUUGAAUAAUAAAAUCCUAAUAUAGAACUAUAAAAAGUAAAAGAUAAGAUUGCAAUAAAUAAAUCAUAAGUUGAAUAAUAAAAACCUAAUAUAGAACUAGAAGAUAAGAUUGCAAUAAAUAAAUCAUAAGUUGAAUAAUAAAAACCUAAUAUAGAACUAGAAGAUAAGAUUGCAAUAAUUGCAAUAAAUAAAUCAUAAGUUGAAUAAUAAAAACCUAAUAUAGAACUAGAAGAUAAGAUUGCAAUAAAUAAAUCAUAAGUUGAUUAAUAAAAUAAUUUACAAGAUUUAAUUCAAAUAUCAUAACCAAUAUCUAAUCAUAAAGAUCAACUAACAAGAAAUACUUAAACCAUUAAUUAACCUAAAAUGAUUAAUAAUUAAAAUGCCAUUUAAAGAAAUGUUGAUAUCCCCACCCAUAAUGCUUCAUCCCAAAAAUAAUCACCCAUAGCUUUAUUUUUAGGGUGUCCUGGAGUGGGUAAAACAUUUUUAAUGAAAAAAUUAUUUCCUUCUAAAACUAUCAAUGAAUUUAAAUUGAAUAAGUUAGAAAUAGAUGAUAAACUACAUUAUAAUUUUGUUGAUACUUAAGGUUUCGAUUUUGAAUCAGAUAUCGAUACAAGGGAAGAUCAAAUUAAGCUUUAUCAAUAACUAUUUUAGCAAUAUUAGAAUUUAGUGCGAUCUAUUUAUCUAGUAGUGAAUUUUGAAAGAACUGAUCUAAUGAAAAAAAAGAUUCUCUCAAUUUAUAAAUAUUUCAGAAAGUUUUAAUCAAUAAUCAGUAUAAUCGUUACAGAAUUCUAAGAAAGUGAAGAUAAAGAUUUUAAUGAAGCUGAAUUAAAAGCAAAAUUUUAACAUUUCAAACCUUGUGACUUAAUUUUUGUAGAAAGGAACAUUAGCAAACCAGAAUUGAUCAAUAAAUUAAAAGAAAAAUCUUUAAAUUAAAUUGAAUCAGGUUAUACAUUUGAUUUAACCGGUACUAUCUUUGAAUAAGAAGAUGAAGAAGAAACUAAAAUACUGAUUAAUUAAAUUAAACAAAAAGUUAAAUGA
This is a messenger RNA of Paramecium octaurelia, 3398 nucleotides long. The record is from the annotation of a GenBank genome assembly. NCBI's taxonomy places the organism in Eukaryota, Ciliophora, Oligohymenophorea, Peniculida, Parameciidae.